Molecule: messenger RNA, 999 nt
Organism: Carassius auratus (goldfish)
Lineage: Eukaryota; Metazoa; Chordata; Actinopteri; Cypriniformes; Cyprinidae
Exons: 14
Coding region: 1-999 (332 amino acids)
Source: RefSeq, a predicted model, not a curated record
AUGAAGCCGUACCUGCAUUUCUUGUUUUCAGCAUCUUUUCAGAAUGUAGCCAACAAUUGGAAGAAGGCCAGCUAUACUUCUGACAUAAACUCAGAACCUGAAAUUGCUGGAAAAAGGAUUCCCAAAAAGAAAACAAGUACAGAUCAUAUAUACUCAUCAGAUGAAGAGGCAGCAGAACCACCCAUUAAAAAAAGAAAAGCUGCAAACAAAACAAGUGUUCCACCUGCACCAAAACCUCCAGCCAUUCCAAAACUAAAAAAAAAAGGUCCUAUUGUGCAACCUCAGGUUUCACAGAGCAGAGCAGUAAACGCUCUCAGCAACUCAUGCGUCAAUCAGCAACAAAGGGACACGGAAGACCAACAACAGACCUGGUGUGAGAGUCUCCCCAGCUUCCAAGCUCCACUGCGUAUGUCUCAGCCAGACCAUGACGGAGACAGCUGGUGUGUUGCUCACCCUAACACACAAGAGCACACGUUUGCUGUCCUGAGACCCUCAGGGGACCACCAAGGAAGAGGCCAGACUCCAGUGGGCAUCUCUCAGGCGGACCAUCAUAGCGACAGCUGGAGUGCUCAUCCACCUGACACACAAGAGCACACCUUUACUGUCUUGAGACCCUCAGGUGACUACCAAGGAAGAACACAGACUCCAGCGGGCAUCUCUCAGGCGGACCAUCAUAGCGACAGCUGGAGUGCUCAUCCACCUGACACACAAGAGCACACCUUUUCUGUCCUGAGACCCUCAGGGGCACACCAAGGAAGAACACUGACUCCAGUGGGCGUCUUUCAGGUAGACCAUCAUGGAGACGGCUGGAGUGCUCAUCCACCUAACACACAAGGUACUUCUUGUGGGAGACAGGAAAAUCCAGUCUUGAGUACUGUAACAAAUCAAUGUACAUCUGUAGAAAGGGCAAUUCUGGAAACACUAGAGAAAAUGGACAUGAAGAUCAACCAUCUGACUUCACUGGUCCAGUCUCUAGUGGGGAACAGGCGUGUUACCUAG